UGACAUACAUCCCCAUGCAAAAUACGACUCUGCUUAGCUAGCAUACAUUCUUAUUCCUAUAAUUAGUAUUGUAGAUUUCGUACGUUUUUUUAUGCCUUAUAAGUACAUAGGUUCAGAGUCUGGUCACCUUGUAUCAGGCAGUGGCGCUCCUAAGCUGGUAUAUAAUAUCAAAGAUCUGCAGGCACGCGGUAGUGGUGUGCGAGGCCUGCGCAGACGCACUAAUUGCACAUAAUCCGCGUCUAUACUCUUCCGUGCACUAUGUUGUCGAGUCAAGUCAUUUUAAUAUCUUCAUUUGUUUUAUUAUGUGUUAUCAAUGGUGCCUUGCUUAAAGAGAUACCGGAUUACAUCCACGUAUGCAAGCGGGACCCGGCCACGAUCGAGGGCUGCGUGCUCAAGUCCAUUGAGGCACUCCGUCCGAAGCUAGCUGAGGGCAUCCCCGAGCUCGCCGUGCCGGGGCUGGAGCCCUUCGUCAUACCCGAGAUUAAAGCCUUGACUACGGAGAGCCUGCAGAUCCGGGCGUCCGGCCACAAUGUUAAGGUCACCGGCGCUAGUCAAUUCACUAUCAAGAGCUUGUCGGUUGACUUAGACACGCUUGAGAUAAAGGCUCGUGUACGCUUCCCUAAGCUGCACUUCGUCGGAGACUACAAGCUUGAUGCACAGAUCCUCGUGGUGCCCCUAAAGGGAGAAGGACAACUGACUGCUGACGCCGUGAAAUGUGACGCUGACGUGGUAAUCCACACGACGAUAUUCAACCGCGACGGCGCGGAGUACAUCAAAUUUAAGAAGAUCGAUGCCGACAUCAACAUCAAGGACUACAGGGUCAGGCUUGAUGGACUCUUCAAUGGAGACAAAACAUUAGGCGAGGCCGCAAACCAGGCCAUCAACCAGAACCGAGGCGACUUCCUGAAGGCUGCCAAGCCACACCUGGAGAAGACGGUCACUAAGCUCCUACUGGAAACUGCCAACAAAGUGGUGGACGGACUCACGCUGGACCAGCUCCUGCCUAAACCCUAACCUAGUUCCUAGUAACUGGGCCACUAUCUCAAGUAGUAACAUGUGGAAGAGAGAUGCCGCUCUGCGCCGUAUAUCGCUCUGUCCCACUUCCACAUUGCAUUACUUUAUGACGUAUAGGCCCCCUGUAUAUUAUUAUAAGCUGACUGUGAUUUUAUUUCUGCGGAAUAUUAAAUUGUUCUUUUUAUAAGAAA
Trichoplusia ni (cabbage looper) is the source of this 1205-nucleotide messenger RNA. RefSeq names its product protein takeout-like. Lineage: Eukaryota; Metazoa; Arthropoda; Insecta; Lepidoptera; Noctuidae. Bases 259 to 1014 code for a protein of 251 amino acids. The record is from RefSeq and is a predicted model, not a curated record. The transcript has 6 exons.